Messenger RNA from Olea europaea var. sylvestris, 406 nucleotides. RefSeq lists its product as uncharacterized. Lineage: Eukaryota; Viridiplantae; Streptophyta; Magnoliopsida; Lamiales; Oleaceae. The transcript has 4 exons. The annotation marks the transcript as partial. The record is from RefSeq and is a predicted model, not a curated record.
AACACUUGAGCUUGGCUGCCUUGGGCCAUGGGCCCAUUUCCAUUCUUCUUCUUCGACCCUUUUCCCUCUACCCCGCUCUCGCUCUCUCUCUCUACAGUAGCGCUAGUUUACUCACGCAUCGACUGUAUGCCUCCACUUGUAAAUAUUUAUCAUUGCAGCUAUGGCGGAACAUUCAAACAUUGAAGCCGGGAGAAUAAGAAGAAGAAGCGAUAUUGAAAGCAUGAGAUGUCCUCACUGCGCCGGCCCUCUUUCCAAAGAGAUGGAGACCAGUGACUGGACUGUUCCGCUGCUAAUUAGGGAUAGCUUUUCUAUGAUAGGAUCGGCUGUUGGUGGCACUGCGGUGGCCUUUUAUGGCUUCAACCAUGCCACGCCAAUUGUUCAGAGGUGGAUCAAAGGACCUAUGUGG